AUGUCUUUCACUAAUUGUUACUACAAACGUACGGCAGGGACACCCAAAGCCUGCUAUGCCUGUUAUAAGCCAACAACCACUGUGCUGGCCACGAUAAACACCGUGGAUUUUCUGUACACAUGUCCGAUCCACUUAACUGACUCUGGAUUCGCGACGUUAAUAUCCGAUGGAGAGGAAAAACAUACUAUAUCUGCAGAUGAAAUUGCAAAGGUAAAGGCCGAGUGGGAGGAGAAGCAGAAGAAGAAACUUGAAAAGGAGAAAGAGAAGGAAAAAGAAAAGGACAAUAAAGAUAAAUCGGAGGCAGACAAGAAAGACAAGGAGACAAAGAAAGAGCCAUCCAAGUCCCCACCGAUGCCUGGAUCUCUGAGCGCGACACCGUCCCCAUCUACACCGAAAGGUACACACGAGCGAUAUGCACUUCACCGCGAUUUCUUUGCCAUGCGUCAAGCUGAACACCGAAAGCGACGACAAGCGACGCAGGCGAAAGAGUUGGCGCCACGGCUUCCUGGGGCACCCAAGGGAGAUAUUUGA
Molecule: messenger RNA, 531 nt
Organism: Psilocybe cubensis
Lineage: Eukaryota; Fungi; Basidiomycota; Agaricomycetes; Agaricales; Agrocybaceae
Exons: 3
Coding region: 1-531 (176 amino acids)
Biological process (GO): vacuolar transport
Cellular component (GO): endosome
Source: RefSeq, a predicted model, not a curated record